Messenger RNA from Camelina sativa (false flax), 1545 nucleotides. NCBI's taxonomy places the organism in Eukaryota, Viridiplantae, Streptophyta, Magnoliopsida, Brassicales, Brassicaceae. The record is from RefSeq and is a predicted model, not a curated record.
CGUCUUUACCGUUAGUUCCGUCAAUGUCAUCCCCAGAAACGAAGAGGAAGAGUAAGAGGAAGAAGAAGACAACGCCGCCUACGAAUACGCCAAAGAAGAAGAAGAGGACGAAGCAGUCAACGCCGGAAUCGGCCCUAAUCCCUUCACUUCCCGAUGAUUUGGCAUUGAGCAUCGUCGCACGCGUCUCAAGAUUGUACUAUCCGAUUCUAUCCCUCGUCUCCAAGAGCUUUCGAUCUCUCGUAGCUUCACCGGACCUUUACAAGGCCAGGUCACUCUUGGGCACCACCGAGAGUUGUCUCUAUGCGUGCUUCAACUGCUUGUCUGGUUUUCGUUGGUUCACCCUCUGCCGGAAACCUGAUCAUCAUCAAACCCUAACCAACAAUGAGGAGGAGGAGGAGGAGAAGAAGAAGACAUCAACAACAACAACAACAACAACAAGUGGGUAUGCUUUGGCUUCAAUCCCAAUCCCCAAUACCCCUUAUUCGGAAUUUGCGAGUAUGGUGGCGGUUGGUUCUGAAAUCUACAACAUUGGCGCAGAACAACCCGGGAAAUCCCCCUCCUCUAGCGUCUUUAUUCUGGAUUGCCAGUCUCACACGUGGCGCACGGCUCCAAGCUUGCCGGUGGAGCUGUAUACUGUCUCUGUUGGCGUCAUCGAUGGAAAGAUUUAUGCCACAGGAUUAUGCGAUGAUGACGAUCCCAAUAAUAAUUUGAAGUUGAAGAAUUCACUCUCGCUUUUCGACCCAAAAACACAAGCUUGGGAUCCUCAGCCCCUCCCCUGCCGUCAGACAGUCGGUACGUUUUCCCGCCACAGCGCAUCUAUUGACGGAAAGUUACAUGUGGUGGCUCAUAAAAUGAUGGCUGUUUACGAUGUCAAGGAAUCUAAAUGGGACGUACUCUCUAAUCGAUCAAUGUAUUAUGGCAUGGUUCCUAAUUCUUAUUGCCAGAUAGAUAAUGUUGUCUACUCGGCUUCUCCGGAAUCAUUCAGAUGGUAUGACAUCCAGGCAGGAAGGUGGAGAGUUUUGCAGGGUUUGGUUGGACUACCCACGUUUCGUCGUGAUUCUGUUUUUAGAUUGGCUAAUUUUGGUGGAAAGCUAGCUGUUAUGUGGUGGCAGACGAUCUCUCUUUAUACCGGUAAGAAGAAGAUUUGCUGUGCGGAGAUUGCGCUUGAAAGGCGCAGCAGCAGCGCAACUUGUGAAAUUUGGGGGAAAGUUGAGUGGUUUGAUCAUGUGCUUACCCUUACAGCACAUGCAUUUGAUGAAUUCAUCAGUAUUAUUGCUGCUACCGUUUGAUGGAUGGAUGUGUCGCAAGGCUUCAACUGUUGUUCUUUUUGGUUAUUUGGAAUGUGAGUGUUCUUUUUUAAGUGUAUGUGAUAGACCUUCCAAUCCCAUAUACAUAUGGGAGAAGAAAAGAAGAGAACAAAUUAAGGAAACCUGGGAGAUGGAAUUGAGUCAGUGAGGAGUCACGUGGGGGUAAGGAGGCUCACCUGUAACUAAGUAUUAUUGAGCUUUGAUUUGUACUUGUUUAGUUUUAUUUACAUCAGUUCGU